AUGAAUUCGAUGACGUUGUAUCCCCUCACGGAGAAGGGGAGUCGCAAACCCAAGUGUGCGCGCUGUCGUAACCACGGCAUGGUGUCGUGGCUGAAGGGCCACAAGCGCCACUGCGGCUACAAGGACUGCAACUGUCCCAAGUGUAACCUGAUCGCCGAGAGGCAGAGGGUUAUGGCUGCCCAGGUCGCUCUCAAGAGACAGCAGGCGGCCGAGGACGCCAUAGCCAUGGGCCUGAGGGCCUGCGUCACGGAGGCGCCCAUUCCGGUGAUGACGGCGGGGCCGCUGUGGGGCCCGGGGACCGUAACAGCGCCGCAGAUAACGGAGCACGAACGGUCGUCGGCGACCAACGACAAACUGGACGUGGACAGUUCUAACGACAGCGACAGCGACUGUCCCGCCUCGGACAGCCACAGAGACCAGCGACCCACCCCGGUGACGAUGACCCGCGAGGAACGGCAAGAAACCAGACACAAGGACUCCCACCACGUUGCGGACACACCUACCGCCUACAGGCCAGGCAGGCUGUCCCCGCUGGAGAUCCUCGAGCGAGUCUUCCCACUGCAGAGGAAGUCAGUCCUGGAGCUUGUUCUCCAGGGCUGUAACGGGGACUUGGUGAAGGCAAUCGAACACUUCCUGUCGGCCCAGGACACCGUGAUGGCCCAGCAGCAGGCGGUGAUCCACGCCCAGUCGAGGGCUGGAGGAUGCAAGGCGAGUCCAUACCUGGGCAGGCUGAACGGAGGAAUGUCCAGCCUCAGCUCGGCACGACCCGUUACGUCGUCUAACAAACUGUCGUACGGUGGACUCAAGUCGGCGUUCACGCCACUGCCGCCGCCGCCGAUCAGCCAGGGGCUUCACUCGGCCUUCACCCCUCACCUGUCGUCAUUUCCGGCAGACGGUCUGAGAGGACCCAUCUUCCCGCACCAUUCUCGGACAAGUGACCUCAUAGGUCUAGGACAUCAUUUCCCUUACAACGGGUUCGCGGGGAUCUCCCCCGCCGGUCUGUCUGGCAUGAUGGCAUCGCCCUUCUCGUUCCAGCCGUACCGCUUGUUUCCCGAUAUGGUUCCAGCGUCCGCUCGUCGCACCCCGGAUAAAAACAGUGAGAAAUCAGGCCUCACUGACUCGGAUCAUGUAUCUGACAGCUGGGACGAAGGCUCGUCACCUAAAGAUGUCAAAGAGGGAGAUUGAGGAAACAAAUCACAAAUACUUGUCUUCAUUGUGUCAUCCAUUAAUAAGGUAAUGGUGGAGCAGGGUCGUGAGUUCGUAAAGCAAGACACAGUUAAUGGUAUCUGAGACCCGUGUAACCGACUUGGAUCACACAUCUGACAGCUCGUAUGGAGACUCCUCAUCGACUGACAGAUACAAGAUCUGUUCCUCAGUGUUGUGUUUAUUAAUGCAUAUAAUGUAAUAAUGUAACAGUCUGGUGUUUACCGAAGGAAUGGGACAACCAAUAAUUGUUAUA
Messenger RNA from Gigantopelta aegis, 1459 nucleotides. Its product is annotated as doublesex and mab-3 related transcription factor 3, truncated-like. The record is from RefSeq and is a predicted model, not a curated record. Gene Ontology annotation, cellular component: nucleus. The transcript is spliced from 2 exons. Gene Ontology annotation, molecular function: protein binding; RNA polymerase II cis-regulatory region sequence-specific DNA binding; DNA-binding transcription factor activity, RNA polymerase II-specific. Gene Ontology annotation, biological process: sex differentiation; regulation of transcription by RNA polymerase II. NCBI's taxonomy places the organism in Eukaryota, Metazoa, Mollusca, Gastropoda, Neomphalida, Peltospiridae. Bases 1 to 1185 code for a protein of 394 amino acids.